AUGACAAACAGCAUUUACGACGCAACAACAGCCUCGUCACGGCUUAGUAUCGGCAGCACAGCGAGUGGGUCGCGGCGGCACAGCUUGCUCUCGACAGAUGAGCCCACAUACGACAAUUACGAUUAUGCGAAUGCGUGGAGCACGCAUGGCGACAAGUUGAGCCGGUGGCGAACAGCAUACAUUGCGAGUGAGACGGGUGACGUAGACGGGGUGCAGUCGACAUCGCUGGCGCUGCCGGACGAGUCACGGUUCACGACUUGCUUGGCAAUGAGCGAGGACCAGCCCCUGCUCGCGGUCGGGUCGGGGUCGUACGAGACCAACAUGUUCUUCGUGCAGAGUCUCGACGACCAGCUGGAUGUCAAGGCGUCGUUUGCGUCAAAGUUUCCGAUAUAUUCAUUGGCGUUCCAGGCGAACCUGCUGAUGGCUGGUACAGAGCGCAACACCAGCGUGCUGUACUCUGUCGACCGAUCGAGGCUGCUUGGGUAUCCCAGCGAGGAUGGGUCUGACAACAGUGAAAAGCCGCUUGUCAAGUGCGUGGGCACGUACAAGAACAAGGCAGCAAAGAGCAUCGACAUUGCAGCGCCUGGAAACCACAUCCCGACACGGCGUGUCAACUGUGUCGAAUUCUCGCCGGCCUUCUCGCAGGGUGGGUCGGGGCAGAGCUGGCCGCCAGCGUCGGUCAACUCGACCUCAGCCAUGUUCUUCUCGUGUCUCGGCGGCGUAGUCAACGUGUGGGAUGCCACGCGCAACCAGCACGCACUUCGUGUCGAGAAGGUCUCGAAUCAGCCUCUGAGCUGCGCCCAGUGGAACAUGCAUUCGCCAGCCAAUAUUGUUGCUGCUGCAGGCGUCGACGGUGUGGUCAACGUACUGGACUUUAGGCGGCGUGGCAAAUCCGUUGUCUGGCGCACAUCUACCAAUGACAUGGCGCCCCUGGGCGCCGCCGGGUGGGCAGUCAAUGAUGUCAAGUGGUCGCCGUUCGUGCCGUACUGGCUGGCCAGCGCCGACGAGUCAGGGCAGGUCAGCAUCUGGGAUCUGCGGUUUGCAGCGUCUGGCGGCUCGCCAAUCGCGACGGUACGGCACCCGACCAGCUAUGGAUCCAUCAAGAGCGUGGGGUGGAGCCCGACCCAUGUGGAUCUGCUGUCCAGCGGGACCGGCGACCGCACAUGGUGGCUGCAUUCUCUGCGCGUCGAGGAUAGUGGGGACGUUGGCGGCAAGGAACAAAGCGUCCAUGGCACAGUGGUUGCUGACAAGCGCGCCGCAGACGACAUUGGGGCAGUCAUCUCGGUGCAGGCCAAGGGCAGCACGUACUACACACUGAGCUCGUGCGGCGACCUGUACUCGCACCGCAUAACACCGGCGGCUCUUCACGGCGGCGCGGUCCACCGCAUUGAUGGCGACCAGUUCCGCCGCACAGAGGGUGCUGUAUAUGCUCGCGAUCUAAAGGAGGCGGCCGGGUCAGUCCUUGGGCUGAUUGAGAAGCUCAAGGAGGAAACAGACAGGGCUGCUGCUAGCACAGCAGGUGACGGCCAGCCCGUUGCAGAGGCCGAUGGGUCGGUGGGUGCCGGUGAGCACCCGAUUAUGAAGUACUCUGACAGCAUUCGCUCGCUGUGCGAUUUGUUCAAGGCGAAGCCCAAAUUGACCAAUGAGUCGUGGAAGAUUGCGCCGCUGUCAAGCAAUGCAGAGCAGUCGUCGGUCGAGCAGGAUAACCCCAAGGCUGUUGCCAGCUUCAUCGACGACCUAUCGCUGCUCGGCUAUGGGCUGCCGCCUGGGUACCCGCUGGAAGCGACGGUCUUGCGCGACCAGGUGGUGUGGCAGGCACUGGAGCGACUGAAUAUGUCGAAUCUGCGGAUCAAGCUGUCAGACAUGUUGGCUACUGCCGACGAGGAGCAGGCACAGGAUCCGAAUGCAGUGCCCAAGAAUGCCGACGGCCAGCCGAUCUGGAAGGCCAUCAUGGAGCGCGAAAAGCAGCUGAUCCAGUACCUGAAGAGCGAGCCCAGUCUGUUUGACCCGCGGCUUCUUCGCCGGGUGGUCAAGCUGAUUCUGCCGCACGACUGUAUUGCUGGGUUGAAUCUGGGCCUCGGUAUCUGCCAGGCGUACCUGGACAUGCAGAGGCCGUGUGCGCCGCUGGAUGGGCUGGUGCAUGUGCUGCUGUUCCCGACUGUGUUUGAUGCUGAUUCAGGCGGCAGUGCUAGCGAUGCCGACGGCAGCAUGGUGACACGCUCAGUUGUGGCCCCCGACGUACAGAUUGUGCGUGACCGCAUCAGCGAAUGUCUGUUUGCGUGUCCACAAGUGGUGUUUGAGAUGAUCCGGCUUGAGAUCAAGAUCCAAGAGACUGUGCUCAAGGGCGGUGAGCAGACCGCAGUGGCCGAGGCCAUCGUCAGCAUCGUCAAGGAACAUGCAAAGACCGCUUGCCGGCUGCUGAACGAGUCGGCCAACCAGAGGCAGAUUCAAAUCCACCCUAGCUACCCGGCCACCACCACGCUGUCGGCCAGUGCGGUGCGAAUGUACCUGAACUCGUUGGUGCCAAUGCGUGCUUACGACGAGUACCUAAUCAAUACGCAGUGGUGGCGCGUAAUGCCCGCGCGUGUGUCGAGCGAGGAGGGCCAUACAAUAGGCAGCGACUCUGGCUGGCUGUCGUCCUACCCGCUGGCGCGCACACUGAACAAGCAGACUGCGACGCUGGUGGUGCCGCGGUUCCGGCGCCAGAUUGAUGUUGUCCUGUCCACGGUCCAGAAGGAGCCGCUGAGCCUCGAGCCGCGGCUGUACCGCGACACACUGGUCAAGGUUGCGAGGAUGAAUCUGCUGAUGCGGCACGAGCAUGCGCUUGACUUUGAGGUCAACGGCCAGGUCGUGACAACCGGUAUCCCGACGGAGCUGUUGGCGACGGCAUUCCGCGAUAUCGGGUCGGCGUUCCUGAUGCUACUCGAAGCGCUGACGCGCCACACGAGCCACCGCGACUCGUUUAGGCGGGCGGCCAACGAGGCAAUGCCGCUGCGCGAUUCCUUGGCCGGGCUUGUCAAGAGCGAGUCUGAGUCGGGUGACGCGACGAAGCGUGUGGAGCUGGUGGCCAUUGCCAAGUUCCUGCGGCAGCUCGAGCAGUAUGCGGUAUCGAACGGCGUGCCACAAUGA
This is a messenger RNA of Linderina pennispora, 3129 nucleotides long. RefSeq names its product WD40 repeat-like protein. Gene Ontology annotation, biological process: protein ubiquitination. Lineage: Eukaryota; Fungi; Kickxellomycota; Kickxellomycetes; Kickxellales; Kickxellaceae. The record is from RefSeq and is a predicted model, not a curated record. The coding region runs from base 1 to 3129 and encodes 1042 amino acids. Gene Ontology annotation, molecular function: protein binding. The transcript has a single exon.